ACAGUAUAAUAAAGCUAAAAGAGUAUUGAAGUUGUAAGAGUACAAAUACAAGUGAUUUACGUCAUUUUGAACAAGAAAGUAAAGAAGUAAAAUAUAAUUUUAGGCCUAAAAUUUAAAACCUGGCUUAAGACAUUGCUUAGUAUUAUUACUAAUAGUAAGAUUAACGAUAACCGACACCAGCUCUUGACAAGUCUUGAUAAGUAAAAACUAACUUUAGAAAGUUAUGGAUAAUAGAUUGGUAAAUCAUAUGCUAAAGAAAGGUUUUGCAAAAUGAGUUAAAUUAUUCAAAAAAAAAUCUUUGGUUUUACUUGUAAUUUGAAUACAGGUUGUGGGGAAUAACAUGCGACCUGGAAAACGAGUUGUUUUUACAAAAAUAUGGCACCUGUCAGUUCUCAAGGCCUCAAUGUAGGAGACAUUGAAAUGAAGUUUGCUCACCUGCUUAAUCCAAUAAGAGAUUUAAAGAAAAACUGGGAGAUAGACAUAGCAGCCUACUUAGAAGAAUACCUUGCAGAACUUGAAGAAUUAGCAUUUUCUUUUAAUAAUGGAGCUACAGCCCUUAACUUUGCUGAGGCUGCUUUACUUAUACAAGGUUCUACUUGUGUCUACAGUAAAAAGGUGGAAUAUCUUUAUCAGCUUGUGUUUCAAAUGCUCGAACUUCUUAGCAGCAGCAAGAAAUUAGCUCAGUAUAGAUCAGAAGGUGACCAAGAAAAGGAUAAUGAUGUACUUCGAAACCAAGCUCAGGAUUUAGAAUUUAUAGCCUUGGAUGACUUGAGAGAGCAAACAAAUCUUGAUCUUGUUGAAGAAACUUCAAAUAGCAAUAGAAAAAGAUCAGGGAUAAAAUUUUUACCACGUAUCCCUACUUCUCUAAUUCCUUUAGAAGAAUCAGAGAAAGGAAGUGUUACAUUAUACAACCAUAAGGGAGAAGAUCUUGGAAACAAGCAUGACUUUAGAGUCAAUAUUUGUCGCUUGGAUCCAUCAGGAGCCCUACUUCUGCAUAGUACGUGUUAUACAAGUGAUCUUAACAGACAACCAGUAACUGUUAUGCUUCACACUUCCAGAACCAGUCAGUGCCAUGAAAUUAACGUAGAGAGAGAGAAGGAUGCUCGAGGAACAGAUACUUACAAUGAGAUAGAUCUAUUAGAAAUUCCAUCUUCACCAAUACCAUCCCCUCCUCCACCUUCAGAAACUGAGAGUUCAACUCCCAGAAGGUUGCGACAGAGAAAAUUAAACGAGAACCAUACAUUGUGCACACCUCAACCUAUAGACCCUUGGAAAUCUCUUGAUCCACAUGAAUAUACUCCUAAACUGCAAAGAAUUUUGAAGAGGGGUGAAACUAAUAGAGUUCCAAAGAACAUCCAACAAAACAUUCAAGUUAACAAGAAGAAGAGAAAACGAAAAAGAGUGAAAAACAAAGACACAUCAAUCCUUCCUGUAUCUCAUUUCUGUACAGAAGCAAAUUUUCCAUAUUCAUCCAAGUUUCCACGAAAUCAAAAUAAAAUUCCUCAAAGCUCAGUUUUUUAUGACUUGUAUUGGGACGAAGUUAAAAGAAAAAAAGCACAGAAGGCUAAAAGAAGAUUGUUUAUAGAAGAGCAAGAAAAAGAAAAUGUGGAUGAAGCAGAAGAAGAAGAAAGGGCAGAUGAUAACUCUUCUUGUGAAGAUAACAGAGAUCCAGAGGGGGAUGAUGAUGAUCCUGUGCCAUUAGCAGAAUUUGAAGAUCUGCCACUCCCCCUAGAUGAUGAUGGUGAUAAUUAUUGCACAAUAGAAAGAGAAAUAAAUGAAGUGCAUCCUCUUGAUGUUAGUCAAAUUGAGGACCUACCUAUAGUGUCAAGUUAUGAAGAGCUGGUUCAGAAGCAUGUGGACAGAUACUUAUCUGGAGCAGUUGAGUUUAGACAACUCACAGAUUUAGCUAAACAUGUCAAUGAAUGGGAAGAAAAGAUAAAGCCCAAGCUUGAACUAGAGUGUCAGAGAGAGCCUUAUGACAUUCAUGUUUAUGGAAAUGGUGUACUGGAGAGCUUUCUAGCCAAUGAAAAGAAAGAUACAAUACUUUUCUCAGACUUCUGUCAAGGAAAGGAACACUGGGAAGUGUGUCGGUAUUUCUUAGCAACAUUGCAGCUGGCCAAUAACUACAAUGUCCAAAUUUCUUCAACUGGGAUUUUAGAAGAUGGAAUGGAUGCCAUGUCACUUACUCUUUUGUCAAAGAGACAACAUCAUGAGGAACUGAGAGAAUUUGGAGUCUUUUCUGCCAAAGCCACCUUGGUCACAGCACUCUGUCCAACAGAAAUGACACCAGAUCCUACAGAUAUUGUUGUGUUAGCUGCCCACUUAACUCCCCCUACCCCAAUUCCUACAGCCCCAGCACCAAUGUUGUAUAAUCCUGAGGAAACUUUUCCCAUCCAACUACUCUGGGUUGGAGCCUCCACUGUAGAGUUAGGACCUGAAAAAAAGGAGAAAAUAAACCUCGGGCUCAUUCACAAUAGAUGCACACUCAACUGAUGAGUUCUGGUAUUGAAUGGAAAGUGUACUGGGCAGUGACUUGUGGAAAAUAAAAGAUAGAUCUGAAAUGCUUUUUUUCCCCCACACCACUGAUUUCAAGCUGCAAUGGACAAAUUAAGAGGAAUGUGGAAAAACAAAACAUCUACUGUUAACUUGUUUUUAUAUGAAAUAUCCGGAAUAUCUUGUAGGUGUUACCUUUUUAUGCAUGAAACAAACUGGAUCAAAGAUUAGUAAGGUCAAACCUAUAUUAACUUGUAUUCCAACCUACUGCCUUAAUACUGCACCAGAUAUUAAUAAACAGAGAAGUACUGUA
Molecule: messenger RNA, 2806 nt
Organism: Limulus polyphemus (Atlantic horseshoe crab)
Lineage: Eukaryota; Metazoa; Arthropoda; Merostomata; Xiphosura; Limulidae
Product: condensin-2 complex subunit H2-like
Exons: 16
Coding region: 376-2493 (705 amino acids)
Biological process (GO): mitotic sister chromatid separation; meiotic chromosome condensation
Cellular component (GO): nucleus; condensin complex
Molecular function (GO): chromatin binding
Source: RefSeq, a predicted model, not a curated record